AUGGCGUUAAUGUUUUCAGGACAUUUCCUAUUUUUAGCAUUAGUGACGUUUGGUUUCUCUACUUUCGAAGAGUCUGUGAGCAAUUACUCUGAAUGGGCAGUUUUCACAGAUGAUAUAGGUCAGUUUAAGAUGCAGAAAGUGCAGGAUUUCAGACCCAACCCAAAGCUGAAGAAAAGUAUGCUUCAUCCAAGUUUAUAUUUUGAUACUGGAGAGAUCCAAGCAAUGAGACAAAAGUCUCGCACAAGCCAUUUGCAUCUUUUUAGAGCUAUCAGAAGUGCAGUGACAGUUAUGCUGUCCAACCCAACAUACUACCUACCUCCACCCAAGCAUGCUGAUUUUGCUGCCAAGUGGAAUGAAAUUUAUGGUAACAAUCUGCCUCCUUUAGCAUUAUACUGUUUAUUAUGCCCAGAAGACAAAGUUGCCUUUGAAUUUGUCUUGGAAUAUAUGGACAGGAUGGUUGGCUACAAAGACUGGCUAGUUGAGAAUGCACCAGGGGAUGAGGUUCCAAUAGGUCAUUCCCUAACAGGUUUUGCCACGGCCUUUGACUUUUUAUAUAACUUAUUAGAUAAUCAUCGAAGACAAAAAUAUCUGGAAAAAAUAUGGGUUAUUACUGAGGAAAUGUAUGAGUAUUCAAAGGUGCGGUCGUGGGGCAAGCAACUUCUCCAUAACCACCAAGCUACUAACAUGAUAGCAUUACUCACAGGGGCUUUGGUGACUGGGGUAGAUAAAGGAUCUAAAGCAAAUAUAUGGAAACAGGUUGUAGUAGAUGUGAUGGAAAAGACGAUGUUUCUAUUGAAUCAUAUUGUUGAUGGUUCUUUGGAUGAAGGGGUCGCCUAUGGCAGCUACACAGCUAAAUCAGUCACACAAUAUGUUUUUCUGGCCCAGCGCCAUUUUAAUAUCAACAACUUGGAUAAUAACUGGUUAAAAAUGCACUUUUGGUUUUAUUAUGCCACUGUUUUACCGGGCUUCCAAAGAACUGUGGGUAUAGCAGAUUCCAAUUAUAAUUGGUUUUAUGGUCCUGAGAGCCAGCUAGUUUUCUUGGAUAAGUUCAUCUUAAAGAAUGGAGCUGGAAAUUGGUUAGCUCAGCAAAUUAGAAAGCACCGACCUAAAGAUGGACCAAUGGUUCCUUCCACUGCCCAAAGGUGGAGUACUCUUCACACUGAAUAUAUCUGGUAUGAUCCCCAACUAACUCCACAGCCUCCUGCUGAAUAUGGUACUGCAAAAAUGCACAUGUUUCCUAACUGGGGUGUUGUCACUUAUGGGGCUGGGUUGCCAAACACACAGACCAAUACAUUUGUGUCUUUUAAAUCUGGGAAGCUGGGGGGACGAGCUGUGUAUGACAUAGUUCACUUUCAGCCAUACUCUUGGAUUGAUGGGUGGAGAAGCUUUAACCCAGGACAUGAACAUCCAGAUCAGAAUUCAUUUACUUUUGCCCCCAAUGGGCAAGUAUUUGUUUCUGAAGCUCUCUAUGGACCCAAGUUGAGCCACCUUAAUAAUGUAUUGGUGUUUGCUCCGUCACCCUCAAGCCAGUGUAAUAAGCCCUGGGAAGGUCAACUGGGAGAAUGUGCACAGUGGCUUAAAUGGACUGGUGAGGAGGUUGGUGAUGCAGCUGGGGAAAUCAUCACUGCCUCUCAACACGGAGAAAUGAUAUUUGUGAGUGGGGAAGCAGUGUCCGCAUAUUCUUCAGCGAUGAGACUGAAAAGUGUGUAUCGUGCUUUACUUCUCUUAAAUUCUCAAACUCUGCUAGUCGUUGAUCACAUUGAGAAGCAAGAAGAUUCCCCAAUAAAUUCUGUCAGUGCCUUCUUUCAUAAUCUGGAUAUUGAUUUUAAAUACAUCCCAUAUAGGUUUAUGAAUAAAUAUAAUGGUGCCAUGAUGGAUGUGUGGGAUGCACACUACAAAAUGUUUUGGUUUGAUCAUCAUGGCAAUAGCCCUGUGGCGAGUAUCCAGGAAGCAGAGCAAGCUGCUGAAUUUAAGAAACGGUGGACUCAAUUUGUUAAUGUUACAUUUCAGAUGGAAUCUACAAUCACAAGAAUUGCAUAUGUCUUUUAUGGGCCAUAUGUCAACGUUUCCAGCUGCAGAUUCAUUGAUAAUUCCAAUUCUGGACUUCAGAUUUCUGUCAAUGUCAAUAAUACUGAGCAGGUUGUUUCCAUUGUAACUGACUACCAUAACCUGCAGACAAGAUUCAAUUACCUGGGAUUUGGUGGCUUUGCCAAUGUGGCUGAUCAAGGCCGAAUUACCCGAUUUGGUCUGGGCACUCAAGCAAUAGUAAAGCCUGUAAGACAAGAUAGAGUUGUUUUUCCCUUUGGAUUUAAAUUUAAUAUAGCAGUUGGAUUAAUUUUGUGCAUUAGCUUGGUGAUCCUAACUUUUCAAUGGCGGUUUUACCUUUCUUUUAGAAAGUUAAUGCGAUGGAUACUAAUACUUGUUAUUGCACUGUGGUUCAUUGAGCUUCUGGAUGUGUGGAGCACUUGCACUCAGCCCAUCUGUGCAAAAUGGACAAAGACCAAGGCUGAGACAAGCAAGAAGUCUUUGUCUUUUGAAGGGCACCACGUCGAUCUUCCUGAUGUUGUUAUUACCUCACUUCCUGGUUCAGGAGCUGAAAUUCUCAAACAACUUUUUUUCAACAGUAGUGAUUUUCUGUACAUCAGGGUUCCUACAGCGUACAUUGAUAUCCCUGAAACUGAAUUUGAAAUAGACUCAUUUGUAGAUGCCUGUGAAUGGAAAGUGUCAGAAAUCCGGAGUGGGCAUUUUCGUUUACUCCGAGGCUGGUUGCAGUCUUUAGUGCAGGACACGAAACUGCAUUUGCAAAACAUCCAUCUGCAUGAACACAGUAGGAAUAAACUGGCCCAAUAUUUUGCAAUGAAUAAAGACAAAAAAAGAAAAUUGAAAAGGAGAGAGUCUUUGCCAGAACAAAAAAGUAGAAUGAAAGGCGCCUUUGAUAGAGAUGCUGAAUAUAUUAGGGCUUUGAGGAGGCACCUGGUCUAUUACCCAAGUGCACGUCCUGUGCUCAGUUUAAGCAGUGGGAGCUGGACAUUAAAGCUUCAUUUUUUUCAGGAAGUUUUGGGAGCUUCGAUGAGGGCAUUGUAUGUAGUAAGAGAUCCUCGGGCAUGGGUUUAUGCAAUGUUAUACAGUAGUAAACCAAGUCUUUACUCUUUGAAGAAUGUACCAGAGCACUUAGCAAAACUGUUUAAAAUAGAGAGAGGUAAAAGCAAAUGUAACUUGAAUUCAGGCUUUGCUUUUGAGUAUGAACCAUUGAGGAAAGAGUUAAAAUCUAGAUCAAAUGCGGUCUCCCUGUUGUCUCACCUGUGGCUGGCAAACACAGCAGCAGCCUUGAGAAUAAAUACAGAUUUGCUCCCUACCAGCUACCAGCUGGUCAAGUUUGAAGAUAUUGUGCACUUUCCUCAGAAAACCACUGAAAGGAUUUUUGCCUUUCUUGGAAUUCCUUUGUCUCCUGCUAGUUUAAACCAAAUAUUGUUUGCCACCUCCACGAACCUUUUUUACCUUCCCUAUGAAGGGGAAAUAUCACCAACUAAUACUAACAUUUGGAAACAAAAUUUGCCUAGAGAUGAAAUUAAACUAAUUGAAAACAUCUGCUGGACACUGAUGGAUCGUCUAGGUUAUCCAAAGUUUAUGGACUAA
Cynocephalus volans (Philippine flying lemur) is the source of this 3636-nucleotide messenger RNA. RefSeq names its product dermatan sulfate epimerase like (gene DSEL). The record is from RefSeq and is a predicted model, not a curated record. Gene Ontology annotation, molecular function: sulfotransferase activity; chondroitin-glucuronate 5-epimerase activity. The transcript has a single exon. The coding region runs from base 1 to 3636 and encodes 1211 amino acids. Lineage: Eukaryota; Metazoa; Chordata; Mammalia; Dermoptera; Cynocephalidae.